Eruca vesicaria subsp. sativa (arugula) is the source of this 1484-nucleotide messenger RNA. The record is from the annotation of a GenBank genome assembly. NCBI's taxonomy places the organism in Eukaryota, Viridiplantae, Streptophyta, Magnoliopsida, Brassicales, Brassicaceae.
AUGGCGGCGCCGGAAGCUCCAGUCAAGUACGUCGGAAUCGUAAAGGAAUCCGCCGCUUUUCGGCUAAUGAAAUCGAUGGGAUGGGAAGAAGGAGAAGGACUUGGUAAAGACAAGCAAGGGAUCAAAGGCUAUGUCAGAGUCAAGAACAAACAAGACACUUCUGGUGUUGGUGUUGAUAAGCCGAACCCUUGGGCAUUCGAUACUACUCAGUUCGACAACAUUCUCAAGAAACUCAAAGUUGUAAUGGCCCUUGCCCUUUUGUUUAUUUAUACGCAUCUUUUUGAAAAGAAGAAUGAAGACGAGGCUGCUGCCAAAUCUGAGCCUGUCAAGUCAAAGGUUACUAAAGUUACUCGUCCACAAGGAAGGUUGUAUAAACGUAGAGAGAAGGGGAAACUUGUCAAUUCAUACUCUUCUAAAGAUCUUGAAGGAAUACUUGUUAAGCGAACUGAGGAGCCUUCUCCUGUGGUUUGUGACAUAGCCGAUACCAUGGAGAUUGAAAUUAUAUCUGAGGACCAGCAUCCUGAUGUUAAAGAACAGGAAAUCGAAGAACCUUCUUCAGACUGGUGGGGAUUUAAAUCCGGGUUUGUCUCGGGUGGUCUACUUGGAGCUAAGUCUGGCAAAAAGAAAUCGUCAAAGUCUAACGAGAGAAAAAUGUUUUGUGAGGAUGAUCAAGAGAAUCUCUACAACAUGGUUCAGGAUAAAGCCACGGCUGGAAAACAAGGACUGGGUAUCAAGGACCGACCAAAGAAAAUAGCUGGGGUUCGUUACCAAGGAAAGAAAACAUCUUUUGAUAACAGUGAUGAUGAUACUGAUGAAGAGGAAGAAGAGGAAGAAGAUAGUGAAGAAGAUGAUGACAAGGACUCUGAUAUUGAAAAUUCUCUCCCGGCAAAAAGGAAGCGUGAAGAAAGUGAAAAAGAAGAUGACAAAGUCUCUGUUAUCGAUAACUCUCUCCCAGCAAAAAAGAAGCGCAAUGAAAAUAUUGAACCCAAAAUCAAGUUGAAGAGCCUGUGCAAGCAGAUUCUUAAAAAGAACGCUGGUAGUGGUAGAUCCAUGAAGCUGAAACAGCUUAAAUCUCUGAUUGAUGAACAAGCACCAUCAGUCCUCUCGGAGUUCUCUUCAAGGAAAGAUGCCAUUGCUUACUUGAAACUUAAGCUGGAGCGUAGUGGGAAGUUUGUUGUGGAGGGAAAGAAGAUCAGUCUUAUAGCAAAAAAUAAGUGAUGACAAUUACCAUUUAUACCUGCAUAGGACAGUGGAGAUUAGGACAAGUUUUGUUACUGAAUCAUCACCAUGCCACCAUAUGUAUAACAAAUACAUCUUUUUGAAAUUUUGAUUGUGUUUUGUAAUUUAUUCAUACAUUCCGAGUGUUCGCAUAAAACUUUACCAUAAUGUUUAAAUCUCUUUUAUUUAAAUGCAGAUAUAGAACAAAGUCUCCUCUAUUGUGUUUGUAGAAAUUUACAUGUUGGUGUAUGAAGUGUUAUAUGUAU